Molecule: messenger RNA, 651 nt
Organism: Rhizophagus irregularis DAOM 181602=DAOM 197198
Lineage: Eukaryota; Fungi; Glomeromycota; Glomeromycetes; Glomerales; Glomeraceae
Source: RefSeq, a predicted model, not a curated record
AUGAUUUUCUUAAACGAAUUGACAAAUCAUCUGCAAUGUGUGAGUCGAAGUCGUUCUUAUGAGUCAGCUGUACGCACAUAUAGAAUAACGCAAGAUCCAGAAACAUCAAAUUAUAUGAUGGUAAUGAAAUUUAUGGAUGAAGGAAAUCUAAGAACUAAUUUAAGAAUAAAAUCUUAUCAAAAAUAUCAUAGUUUAGUGUAUAUUGCAAAAGCACUUUUAACUUUACACAAGCGUAAUUUAGUUCAUGAUGAUUUUCAUAGUGGAAAUGUACUUCUAAGUAGUAUCGGUAACCGACAUGUUAUAAGCGAUUUUGGAUUAAGUAGACCAGUAAAUAAAACUGCUAUUACAAAUGAAAUUUAUGGAGUAAUUCUUUACAUAGCUCCAGAAGUAUUGCGUGGAAAGCUAUAUACUAAAGCUUCUGAUAUUUAUUCUUUUGGAAUUAUUAUGUGGGAACUUACAUCUGGUAUUCCUGUUUUCAACAAUAGACCUCAUGAUUUUGACCUUUCUUUAGAUAUUUGUAAAGGAUUGAGACCGAAAAUUGUUGAAGACACAUUACCCGCUAUAUAUGUUAUAUAUGUAAGAUUAAUGAAGAGGUGUUGGGAUUCUGAUCCUAAUAAAAGACCAACAGCUGACGAAACCAUUCCAUACUAA